GUAGAUUACCUUCUCAUGAUUAACAGUUUUGUAUUCCAAAGCCAUCAUAUCAAAAUGUAUUUAUCGUUCCUUCCGUCCCUGGAAUCCUACUCUUGGAAGUAGUGACGUCGGCGCUUGUAAUCUUAUCGGGCGCCGCUAAAAAUAUAUGGUUUUGACAGGCCCUUCCCCAAAGCUCCAGCGCAAACCUAAGCACCUACGACCUUUCGCCCAUCAAUUCCUUCGUACGGGCUCAACCAACAUGAUGCAGCCUCUCCGCCAUCUCCAACGCGCCUCUGUGCGUCCUAGCAUCCAUGAAAUCGCCCGCUCGAUCCUCUCCCCCAGCUCCCGCUGUUACUCUACCCGCCGCCCCGCGACCUCCCUCCCUACCCCACGAGCAUUAUCGUCACCUUCGCGCUCUCUAUCCACCACACCAGUCUCAAUGCAUAAACCGCCAUCCCGCGACCGCGGACCAGUUAGCGAAGAGAGCACACAGACCGACUUCUCCAACCUCGACGUCCUCGGCGGCACACCCGUGCCCAGCACCGCAAUCGACGCGUGUCUCUGGGACGGGUUCCACCUUAAUAACGGAGUGAAGAUUACGAAUGGGGCUGGCGUACUUCUGGUGAAUGGGGAGGUGUUUUCAUGGAAGCCGUGGAAUGCUAAUAGGGCAGAGGGAGAGGAGAACAAGAGACUGGCAAAUGAUAAAGGACUGUGGGAGGUUGGGGACGAGAGUUGGGGAGUUCUGGGAAUGGUGUGGCCGAAACCUGACCUGUUGAUCCUAGGAUUGGGACCGAAUAUGAUGCCGCUGAGUCCGGCGACGAGGAAGGCGAUUAAUUCACUGGGAAUCCAGGUUGAGAUACAAGAUACGAGGAAUGCGGCUGCACAGUAUAACCUACUGGCCACCGAAAGAGGCCUGGGCAGUGUGGCAGCCGCUUUAGUGCCGCUAGGGUGGAGAGAUGGUGUUGGUGCUGUGUCCGGGAAGGCGACCGCUGCGAAGCGUUGAAUAGGAAGUCCGACCGUAAGAUACGUGAACAUCUCCGCUGUGGAAUAUAUGGGAUACCGUGUAAAAUUUAUUGAACCUCUAAUAUAUCACUUUUCAAGUCAUUGUAUUGUCAUGGGCCAAGGGAAAAGGCCCGAAAGAAAAUACUGCUCCUGCUUCAACCUCCAUAAAUAUGAGCUGCUUGAAAACCUUUACUAACGAAUGCAGAUGCCACGCCUAACCAUUUUCACACCUUUCGAGCCCACAAGAGAUCCCCAAAUUUUCUACCAGCUAUGGCAUCCCAUCUCGAACAACAACACCCCCCCUAUCUCCACCCAACGCCAAUCCUCUUCCCCCAAGCCGCAUCCUCUGUUCCACAUCCAUAUCUCCUCGCAUAUAGGGACCCCAUAUCAUUCGAACACUCUACCAGCCCACAGCACUCCCCAACCCUCUGCUGCCUGAUAUUAUUCCUACUCGGCAAGCACUGCCUCGGCAUCUCGAAUGGGACCUGAUGGGCGUACGGUGAGGUGUAAUAGAGAGGGUCGUUGAUGCGCUGGAGCUGUGUGUAGAGGUCGUAGCAGUUGCUGCCGGCCCAGAGAGAGGUGUGGCCGCAAAGGUAGUGCAGUAGGUGAUAGUUGCACAUUGUAAGCCGUGUUUGAGCUUUCAGUGUGCUAAAGCUGUAUUGGCGCCCUU
This is a messenger RNA of Pseudogymnoascus destructans, 1651 nucleotides long. RefSeq lists its product as uncharacterized. The transcript is spliced from 2 exons. NCBI's taxonomy places the organism in Eukaryota, Fungi, Ascomycota, Leotiomycetes, Thelebolales, Thelebolaceae. Bases 146 to 982 code for a protein of 278 amino acids. Gene Ontology annotation, cellular component: mitochondrial inner membrane. Gene Ontology annotation, biological process: mitochondrial respiratory chain complex I assembly. The record is from RefSeq and is a predicted model, not a curated record.